AUGGCCAUGGACUCACCCUCUGAAACCGUGAGAAAGGAGCAGCUGGGAGGAAACAGGAAACAGCCACAGCCAGGGAAGGACACAAACAACAACAGGGAAGUAACCACGUGCAGCCUCACACCUGACCUGGGCAGGGAUAUAAAGGCCCAGGCUCAGGAGGCUCCACACUGCACAUCUUCCCUCUCCACCUGCUCCUCUGACCUACUCCAUCCUCAACCCAACACCAGAACCAUGAGCUGCUGUGGCUGUUCCAGAGGCUGUGGCUCCAGCUGUGGGGGCUGUGGCUCCUGUGGCUCCAGCUGCUGCAAGCCUGUGUGCUGCUGCAAGCCAGUGUGCUGCUGUGUGCCCACCUGCUCCUGCUCCAGCUGUGGGGGCUGCAAGGGAGGCUGUGGCUCCUGUGGAGGCUGCAAGGGAGGCUGUGGCUCCUGUGGAGGCUGCAAGGGAGGCUGUGGCUCCUGUGGAGGCUGCAAGGGAGGCUGUGGCUCCUGUGGGGGCUGCAAGGGAGGCUGUGGCUCCUGUGGGGGCUGCAAGGGAGGCUGUGGCUCCUGUGGAGGCUGUAAGGGAGGCUGUGGCUCCUGUGGGGGCUGCAAGGGAGGCUGUGGCUCCUGUGGAGGCUGCAAGUCCUGCUGCUGUAAGCCCUGCUGUUCUUCAGGCUGUGGGUCUUCCUGCUGCCACUGCUGUGGCUGUUCCGGAGGCUGUGGCUCCAGCUGUGGGGGCUGUGGCUCCUGUGGCUCCAGCUGCUGCAAGCCUGUGUGCUGCUGCAAGCCUGUGUGCUGCUGUGUGCCCACCUGCUCCUGCUCCAGCUGUGGGGGCUGCAAGGGAGGCUGUGGCUCCUGUGGAGGCUGCAAGGGAGGCUGUGGCUCCUGUGGGGGCUGCAAGGGAGGCUGUGGCUCCUGUGGAGGCUGCAAGGGAGGCUGUGGCUCCUGUGGGGGCUGCAAGGGAGGCUGUAGCUCCUGUGGAGGCUGUAGCUCCUGUGGAGGCUGCAAGGGAGGCUGUGGCUCCUGUGGGGGCUGUAGCUCCUGUGGAGGCUGCAAGGGAGGCUGUGGCUCCUGUGGGGGCUGUUGUCAGUCCAGCUGCUGCAAGCCCUUUUGCUGUCAGUCCAGCUGCUUCCAGCUGUUGCAAGCCCUGCUGCUGUCAGUCCAGCUGUUGCAAGCCCUGCUGCUGUCAGUCCAGCUGUUGCAAGCCCUGCUGCUGUCAGUCCAGCUGUUGCAAGCCCUGCUGCUGUCAGUCCAGCUGCUGUAA
This is a messenger RNA of Meriones unguiculatus (Mongolian gerbil), 1242 nucleotides long. RefSeq names its product keratin-associated protein 5-5-like. The record is from RefSeq and is a predicted model, not a curated record. Lineage: Eukaryota; Metazoa; Chordata; Mammalia; Rodentia; Muridae. The transcript is spliced from 4 exons. The coding region runs from base 1 to 1242 and encodes 413 amino acids.